Molecule: messenger RNA, 3444 nt
Organism: Galleria mellonella (greater wax moth)
Lineage: Eukaryota; Metazoa; Arthropoda; Insecta; Lepidoptera; Pyralidae
Gene: tyn
Exons: 17
Coding region: 278-2392 (704 amino acids)
Source: RefSeq, a predicted model, not a curated record
UCUGUUUAAGACUCCAGGCCGGUUGUGUACGUGUGUCUACAGCAUUAAGCUGUUCGAGCAUUCGUGCCGGUGUACGGUCGCCCUUAGUUGUCGUUUACUCGGUUAGGGAUCAGUGCUCGCGCGUUCGUAAACUUGGGACAUUGUUAAGUUUCGUGUCAAUUCUUGAACAUUAUUACAUAAAAUAGUUGAAGACAGUGAAAUAAGCUAUUCUACUCAGGAUUGGGUUCCUGAGGUCAAAACCGAAUAUUAUCUCGAGACAGGUGGUCGGAGUGUCGGUAUGAGGGGAGAGGCACUGCGGCUGGCGCGGAUAGCGCUGGUCCUACUGCAGUCCUCAUUUGUUCUUAGUCGGAUCGCUUUCGAAAAAUUGACAGAUGUGGAUUUCUCUGGCACUGCGUACUACACUGUGCGGAACUUGUCACUCUAUGAGUGUCAGGGAUGGUGUCGUGAGGAACCAGACUGCCAGGCAGCCUCAUUCAGUUUCGUGUUGAACCCCUUGACACCAGUGCAGGAGACGCGCUGUUUGCUGCAAAAUGACACGCAAGCUAACAACCCCAUGGCUACGCCGCAGCGUGCCGUGAAUACUUAUUAUAUGGUGAAACUUCAAGUGAGGACGGAAAGUGUAUGCCUUCGACCAUGGGCAUUUGAACGAGUACCCGGUAAAGCUCUACGGGGUCUUGACAAUACUAUCAUAUACACAUCUACGAAGGAGGCCUGCCUUGCAGCGUGUCUUAAUGAGAAGCGGUACGCUUGUCGGUCAGCAGAGUACGAAUAUGGAAGUAUGAGGUGCGCACUUAGUGACUCCGACAGGCGCACAGGUCAACAUUUCGUACAACUUGUCGACACUCCUGGUACAGAUUAUUUUGAGAAUCUGUGCCUGAAGGCGUCUCAAGCGUGCAAGGGGCAGCGAGUAUUCACCGCACCUCGUGUCGGCGUCGCCGAGGAUAAAGUCGCGCAGUAUGCGGGAUUGCAUUAUUACACCGACAAGGAAUUACAGGUGACAUCGGAAAGUGGCUGUCGGCUCGCUUGUGAGAUUGAAUCAGAGUUCCUAUGUCGGUCGUAUUUGUACCUCGGAGCUCCUCACUCUACUACGUACAACUGUCGGCUAUACCAUUUGGACCACCACACUUUGCCUGAUGGCCCGUCAGCGUACUUAAACACCGAGCGACCAUUGAUUGACGACGGGGAACCAAUCGGAAAAUAUUUCGAGAACUUCUGCGAGAAGCCGCCGACAAAUGCCAACCCGCCUGGCGAGUUGCCGGUUACUAUCGACCAUCAGCAGGAUGCCGAAACAUCAAACAACCUGACGAGAAAUGACGCCAACUGUGAUAAGACGGGCACUUGCUACGAUGUAUCAGUUCACUGCAAGGAUACCAGGAUUGCGAUACAAGUCCGUACAAACAAGCCCUUCAAUGGUCGUAUCUACGCUUUGGGUCGCUCUGAGACUUGCAACAUCGAUGUGGUGAAUAGCGACCUUUUCCGUCUCGACCUGACCAUGUCAGGCCAAGACUGUAACACUCAGAGUAUUACUGGGGUUUAUUCUAAUACUGUUGUACUUCAACAUCACAGCGUGGUUAUGACAAAAGCCGAUAAGAUUUAUAAAGUAAAAUGUACAUAUGAUAUGAGUUCGAAGAACAUCACGUUCGGAAUGGUGCCAAUCAGAGAUCCGGAGAUGAUUUCCAUUACUGCCUCACCGGAGGCUCCACCUCCACGUAUUCGUAUUUUGGACGCUCGUCAACGCGAAGUGGAAACUGUGCGUAUCGGAGACCGCCUUACAUUCCGCAUUGAGAUUCCUGAUGACACUCCAUAUGGCAUCUUCGCGCGCAGCUGUGUUGCUAUGGCAAAGGAUUCUAAGAGUACAUUCCAGAUCAUCGACGAUGACGGAUGUCCUGUUGAUCCAUCGAUAUUUCCGGCCUUCUCUCCUGAUGGCAACGCAUUGCAAUCCGUGUAUGAAGCAUUCAGAUUCACCGAGUCAUACGGUGUCAUCUUCCAGUGCAACGUCAAGUAUUGUUUGGGCCAUUGUGAACCGGCUGUGUGCGACUGGGGCAGAGAAUCCCUGGAGUCUUGGGGCAGAAGGAAGCGUUCGUUGUCACAAAAGGAAAUCGGUGAAGCCCAAUCUCAGGAGGAGGAUAUGAAUAUAUCACAAGAGAUCUUGGUACUAGAUUUCGGUGACGAUCGUCAGAGUACAGACUUCCUCAGAUCCGACAAACCUGGUGGUACCGCGUCGGAAGCAAACUUUGGGGAGAAAACAGUGACGAUAGUGGAACCGUGUCCCAGCAAGUCAUCUGUUCUUCUGCUGGGAGUGGCGUGUGCGCUGCUCGUUCUUUUAUAUAUAGCAACUAUAUUCUGUUAUUACAUGCGCAAAUGGCUUACCCCACCCAAGCACAUGUCGUAAUUAUGCUUUUCCAUCGUGCGUCAAACUUAGAGGCUAUAUCGACAAGUUGGUCUCGACAUAUAGUUGUUCCAUGCUUGUUUUGUAUUGAGGAACUUGUGAUACAAAUGACUGAUAACAAAAACCCAUGUCAAACUAUUUAACAUGUCAUAAAUCCGUCCAUAGUUAUUUAUUUAAGUUCCGUGAUUCACAUUGUAAUUUAUAAAAAGUAAUCUCGUGGUGAAUUUGUUUUGGGAAAUGAUUUCGUGACAAUAUUGAUAUUAUUGUAACCACCGCGUGUUUUGCAUUGCAUAUGCAUUUAUUUUAGUGUUAAUUUAUUGCAUUUAAAAGCAUUUACUAAUAUUAAGUAGAUAUAAUGCGAUUAGUGGAAUGGCGAAUUUUAUUGACAAAUUGAUUUAUUUGUCCAUUGCCUUAGCCAAUAUUAGUAACAAACAGGUAGGUUAUUUAUUUUCCCUUAAUACUGCAGUUGAGGGAAAAUACAUAUAAUUAAGGAAAUGCAUUUACUAGAAUUAAGUAUCGGACCAAUUUUUGUACAAUUAUUGAGUAGGUACUCAUAUAGUACACAGCAAAAUAUUGUUUGGAAUAGUCCCUGAAAACUGAUGAAACAGCAUUUCAUUCCUGUGAUGGAACUGUAUGGUUUAAGGGGAAUAUUCUGAUAUUAUUGGUUAGAAAUAUUACUAGAUAAAUUAUUAACAUAAAUAAUUCAUUUAUCUAAACAUAUUGUAAUUUUUAGGACUACUUUUUCAGCUAUUAUUAUUUUCAUUAUUCCAUAUUUCUUGUGAAAAAUUAUAGACUAUACUAUUUUUGUAAAUAUAUUGCCUUUCCACUUUCAUGUUAACAAUUCUAAAUGUCUUUGAGAACUUUCAGUUGGGUUUUGUAGAAAUAUAUAUAGGACUAAUGUAUUAAUUGUACCUCGUACAUAUUACAGUCAUAAAUAUAAUAGUUUCUCUUAACCCAACUUGAGAUUUCUAUUUUAUUUAUUUAAUUUAAUUAAUUUACUUAUUUAUUACUUUUACAUUUUAAAUUAACAAAUGAAAUAAACUUGUACAAAUUUA